This is a messenger RNA of Trichogramma pretiosum, 1845 nucleotides long. RefSeq names its product U3 small nucleolar RNA-associated protein 18 homolog (gene wcd). The record is from RefSeq and is a predicted model, not a curated record. Gene Ontology annotation, molecular function: protein binding. The transcript has 7 exons. Gene Ontology annotation, cellular component: small-subunit processome; Pwp2p-containing subcomplex of 90S preribosome. Lineage: Eukaryota; Metazoa; Arthropoda; Insecta; Hymenoptera; Trichogrammatidae. Gene Ontology annotation, biological process: rRNA processing. Bases 91 to 1590 code for a protein of 499 amino acids.
UCGCAGACGUCUCGCCGCCGCAUGCACGUGUUGCUAUAACCGUAAACCAGUUGAAAUAUAAUUACAAAUAACACAUGCAACUUUUUCAUCAUGUCUCCAAAUAAAUCAAAAUUGGUCAAUAAAGAAAAUGUCAAAUCUGAAGAAGAGAAGAAGUUAGAUGCUUUUCUGUUUGGAGAAAAUAUUUAUGCAUCUGAUGGGGAAGACUCAGAUACUCAGCCAGAAGCCAAGGCUGAGAAAAUUGAUGACGACAGUAGUGAAGAGGAAGAUACUGGUAAUUAUCUAGAACCUAAGACCGAAAAGGUUGAGGACGAUGAAUCUAGCGAAGAGGAGGAUUCUCAAUCAGAACCCAAAGCUAAGAGGGCUAAGACUGAAGCUGCUUGGCACGAUGAGAAUGAUGAUGGACUGACGGUGCAAGAAGCAUUAAAACAGCAAAAACGAAAAUUGCCAGAGGGGAGAACCGAAAAGACCUACGAGGAACUUCUUAGAAAAAAGUUCGAAACUGUUCAUAAAACACCACUUUGGGCCCAACCUGAUGUGAUCAAUAAAUUUGAAGAUGAAGAAGUUCUUAGGCAUAGCCAUCAUUUGGUCACAAAAAAAUCAGGAACUUUACCUAAGGAUAUUAUUAAUAUUUUAGUAUUAAAAAAUAUGAAUACAGAAACACACAAUGAAGGACCUUUUAUCAAUUCUGUUCAGUUUCAUGAAACAUCAACAGUAGGGUUAGCUGCUGGUUCAUCAGGAGUUUUCUCAUUGUUUCAGAUAAAAGAUGGAAAAAAAGAUGUGCAUACUAAAAUUUUCACUGAAUCAUUUAGAAACUUCCCAAUUUCCACAGCUAGAUUCGUUGAUGAUGGGAAGGCUAUUCUAAUGGGAUGUGAAAAAUUUGGUCAUUGUUUUCAAUAUGACAUGAUGAAGGAUAAAAUCAAUGAAAUUAGGUUACCUUCAGAGGUCACAAACAUGAAAAAAUUUGAAGUAUCUCCAGAUGGCAAAAUAAUUGCUGUCAUUGGAAAGUCCGGAUGGAUACGCUUGUUGAGUAUGAAGACCAAAGAGCUCAUUGAUUCAUUCAAUAUGAACAAAGAAUGCAAAUCAAUUGCAUUUUCACCAGAUGGUUCAAAACUAUUUUCCAAUGGUGAGGGCAGUGAAAUUUAUGUUUGGGAUCUUCAAUCACGCAGCAUUAAUAAAAAGUUUCACGACGAUGGAUGUCUCUCAGGUGCUACAUUAGCUGUGUCACCUAAUGGCCAAUAUCUUGCUUCAGGCAGCAAACAGGGUGUUGUCAAUGUAUACAAAAUGCAGGACGUUUUAUCAAAUGAUCAGCCUCAGCCUGUCAAAAUUUUGCUAAACCUAUCAACAAGCAUAACCGCAUUAAAGUUUAACCCAACGUCAGAGUUACUGGCUUUUGCUUCAUCAAAGAAAGAAAAUGCAUUCAAGAUGUUACACAUGCCAACCUUAACUGUGUUUCAAAAUUUCCCGACUAGUGAUACGAAAAUGAGUAUGGUACAAAAUAUAUCCUUCUCUCCAGGUAGUGGAUACAUGGGAGUAGGUAACAAUCGUGGCUGUGCACAAUUAUACAGACUCAAACAUUUCAAAAACUAUUAGGAAACAAUGUUAUGGUGAUAAAAUCAUCUCAUUAUAUUGUAUAUCUUGUAAAUAAAUGUUAAUAAUUUUUAUGAAAAUGACAUACUAGGCAUGCAAUUAAUAAUUGUUCGACUUAAGGUAGCGACAAACGAAAUGUUUGCACAUCAUAUUAUUAUAACUAUAAAAAUAACAGGAUGGAAAAUGUUUUCAAUCAAUUGAAAAAUAACAUUCAAAUUGAGCUUCAAAAUAGAUCAUUGCAUUGAUAUAUAAUGCAUA